Molecule: messenger RNA, 2646 nt
Organism: Rhododendron vialii
Lineage: Eukaryota; Viridiplantae; Streptophyta; Magnoliopsida; Ericales; Ericaceae
Exons: 9
Coding region: 312-2363 (683 amino acids)
Biological process (GO): protein phosphorylation
Cellular component (GO): cytoplasm
Molecular function (GO): ATP binding; protein serine/threonine kinase activity
Source: RefSeq, a predicted model, not a curated record
UCUCUCUCUCUCUCUCUCUCUCUCUCUCUCUUUCCAAAAACCAUUUCUCCCUCUCUCUCUCUCUCUCUCUCUCUCCUCCUACCUAAAAGCAAGCACUCACAAUUUAACAAUCAAAUCUCACCCUUCUUCAUUUGCCGCCCGCCUCAGCCCCAUCUCUCUCCCUCCCUCUCUUUACGCAACGAAUCUGAGAUCUGAAGGUGAACUUCAGUCUCUCAGAUCUCUCUAAUCUCGCUUCCGACACCAAAUCUGAGACCUUUAAAGGUUGCUUCUUAGCUUUCAAUCGCUUGGUUAUUCAUUGAUCUCUGCCAAUCAUGUGGAGGUUCAAACCAUUUGGGCACAAAGAGCAAACUGGUCUUGAAGGCCGCACCAUUGACAUUGGCAAUUUGAAAAUCCAUGUCCGCAAUGCCAUUGCUGAGGGUGGAUUCUCUUGUGUUUACUUGGCUCGGGAUGCAAUACACGGUUCAAAGCAGUAUGCCUUAAAGCACAUUAUAUGUAAUGACGAGGAAUCUCUGGAAGUUGUGAAGAAAGAAAUAUCUGUGAUGAAAUCUCUAAGGGGGCACCCUAAUGUUGUCAUGCUUUGUGCCCAUGCUAUCUUUGAUAUGGGGCGGACAAAGGAGGCACUCCUUGUGAUGGAACAUUGUGAGAAGUCCCUGGUCAACAUGCUGGAGAGUAGGGGAGCUGGAUAUUUUGAGGAGAAGCAAAUCGUUGUGAUAUUUAGGGAUGUCUGUAAUGCAGUCUUUGCGAUGCAUUGCCAGUCCCCUCCCAUCGCUCAUCGAGACUUGAAGGUUGAGAAUGUUUUGCUGGGGCCUGAUGGUUUAUGGAAAUUAUGUGAUUUUGGAAGUACCUCUACUAAUCACAAGAGGUUUGAAAGGCCUGAGGAAAUGGGAAUAGAAGAAGACAAUAUCCGGAAGCACACAACACCUGCCUAUAGAGCCCCCGAGAUGUGGGAUUUGUUCCUGAAAGAAGUCAUAAAUGAGAAGGUGGAUAUUUGGGCCUUAGGUUGUCUUCUCUUUCGCAUAUGCUACUUCAAGUCUGCAUUUGAUGGUGAAUCAAAGCUACAAAUUCUAAACGGGAACUACCGCAUUCCAGAUUUACCAAAAUAUAGCUCAUCCAUUAUAAGCCUAAUCAAUGAUAUGCUUCAGUCUUCACCAGAUGCCAGACCAGACAUCACGCAGGUUUGGUUUCGUGUUAAUGAUUUAUUACCAGAUGAUUUACAGAAAUCGUUACCCGAUAGACCCCCAGAGAUGCACCAACCAGGUACCGACGUGCAUGAAGGGACUCCAAAACCUGUGACUAAAACUCAACCAACUCCUCGUAGGAGUCCACCACCCCCACCACAAUCAGAACCUACAAGGAGUGCAUCACCCACACCAGUUAACAAUUCCAAGGACAGUGGAGGGGCUCUUGGUGCUUUCUGGUCCACUCAGCAUGCUAAGGACUCACUUAUUGCGGAGGACCAAAAAGGGCCCAAAUUUGAUGACGACGCAUCAAGACUUGAUCAGGGUCAUCCAGAGAGGCAGGUUUUUGGCCAUAAUCCUAGCCCGCCAAAAAAUGUGCACGUAAAAUCUGUCAGCCGAACUGAGGAAGGAGGCCCUUCCAAGGACUUUGAAAUAAAAUUUUUCAAGGAGGAUUCAGGUCAUAUCAGCGGAAGGAAAAAAACGGCAAACCCUGAUAGCAAAUCUGCUUUCCCAAAUGAGGCGUUCAACACUUUUGUUGCUGAAUUUGACAACAAUAAAGUGAGCCCAGGAAUCGAGAGUAAGAAAUCAUGCCAUGAAGAAGAGUUGGCAGCUGAGGUAAAGAGGCUUAAAGAAGAGUUGAAGCAAGCUAAUAUGGAAAAGGCUGAAAUAACCUCCAAAUAUGAAAAGCUUUCUGCCAUUUGCCGAACUCAGAGACAGGAGAUACAAGAGCUCAAGCAAGAUCUUGCUGCUAGAACCCAAUCACCAAAUAGAGAAGCUUCAAAAGACCAAACAUCUCCUUCAUUUCAACCUAAAGUCACCCCAACGCAAAGCGAGAAACUUGAAGGAACUGUUUGGGAACUUCAACAAGGAUUAUUUGGCAAUACUAGCUCAAGUCCAGAAUCUAAGCAAUGGCAGGCUUUCGCUGAUAAUCCCAAGCCGCAACCAAUGUCUAUGAAUGAUACUCCUAAAUCUGUUAGGACAAGGAAUGGUAACCAGAACAAACCAGCUACUCCAUCACAUUCAGGCAGCGACAAAUGGGGUUUUGGAACAGAUAACUUCACAGCAGUUCCUACCUCCUCUCCUAUUUCCAGACCUGGUAAUGAGUUUAGUUCUCAGCGCUUUGGCGAGCCAAAGAACAUAGAGAACAAGUCGGCUUCUCAACCUGCUGGAUGGGCUGGUUUCUGAUGUAUGCUAUCUGUGGGAAUUGGAGUUGUGUUAUUCAAUCUUUACGGGCCUGUGAACAUAUCAAGAGCAUUUUUAUGCGGAGAACUAGUUGGUACAUGGAUUGACUUGAUGGGAAGAGUUUGCUAAUACUUGUAGAUCAUCAUCUUUCUGAUUACAGUAACAUUUGAGCCUGCCAUCAUGUGCUAAAAUUACCUUUGGUGGUUCUUUCUAUAAUAAACUCAUAGUGACUUCAUAUUUUCUUUAUAUUCUACACUUCUGCAUCAAUAUAUUAUUUUUGUGUUCA